This is a messenger RNA of Zychaea mexicana, 471 nucleotides long. RefSeq names its product PAP2 superfamily-domain-containing protein. Gene Ontology annotation, molecular function: sphingosine-1-phosphate phosphatase activity. Lineage: Eukaryota; Fungi; Mucoromycota; Mucoromycetes; Mucorales; Lichtheimiaceae. The annotation marks the transcript as partial. The record is from RefSeq and is a predicted model, not a curated record. The transcript has a single exon.
UUAUUAUUUCAGGCACAACCUUUUGUCAUUACAUUGUGCGUUCUGGCUUUGCUCUACUUUCGCUCGGUUCAUCUAGUUUACAUGCUUGCGGGAUCGACCAUUUGUGCCUUUUUAGCAAAGGGGUUAAAACGAGUGAUACGACAGCCGCGCCCCAUCGAUACAAAGGAUCCGAGCAUAUCCAAAAAAGACACUUAUGGCAUGCCCUCCAGCCACAGUCAGGCCAUGGCCUUUUUUGGCUGGUACACAUUCCAAUCAGAUAUCUGGGAUACACCCUUUGCAAUCUGUUUAUACCUAUUCACACUUAUGGUACUAUGGUCGCGCUGGCGGUUGGGCCAUCAUACAUUUUCGCAGGUUGCAGUUGGUACAGUAGUAGGAGUCGCUUUAGCGCAUGUCUGGUACAAGUUUUGGCUGAUCAAGGUUGAAUUUUUCAGCCAUCAUGUACUGUGUAAUGAUUAUAGUAUAUGCUUGUAA